Molecule: messenger RNA, 3798 nt
Organism: Lacerta agilis (Sand lizard)
Lineage: Eukaryota; Metazoa; Chordata; Lepidosauria; Squamata; Lacertidae
Gene: ANKDD1A
Product: ankyrin repeat and death domain containing 1A
Exons: 15
Coding region: 79-1605 (508 amino acids)
Biological process (GO): signal transduction; positive regulation of transcription by RNA polymerase II
Cellular component (GO): nucleus
Molecular function (GO): protein binding; transcription cis-regulatory region binding
Source: RefSeq, a predicted model, not a curated record
CUGCUGCUGCUGCGUUUAGCCAAAGCGGAAGCCGGGCUACAGCGGGGAUGCGCUGGCCGUGAGGAGGUUGCAGGGGCCAUGGAGGACGACUUGGCUUCGGAGGAUGACACCCUGCUUCUUUCGGAGAAAGAGUUUCACAAUGCGGCAAAGCGGAACAACACAGCACGGAUGGAUGAGCUGAUCAAGAGAGGGGUGGAUGUCAAGGCCAAGAAUAAUAUAGACAGGACCGCUCUCCACUGGGCUGCAGGAGCAGGUCACGAACAGGCCGUCCGUCUUCUUCUAGACCACGAUGCCUCUGUGAAUGACGAGGACAACUUUGGGAUGAACGCCCUCCUCUUGUCCGCCUGGUUUGGCCACCUCCGUGUCCUUCAGAUCCUUGUCACUGCUGGUGCCAAAAUCAACUGCCAAAACAAGAAUGGUCGCAACUUGUUGCACUGCGCAGCCCAAAGAGGUCAUAUCAGGGUCAUUGAGUUCAUCAUGGAAGACCUUGAGGAUGUGCAGCUGGAUAAGAAAGACAAGAUGGACAGGACGGCAUUUCAUCUGGCUGCUGAGAAUGGGCAACUGGAGGUGGUGGACUUCCUGAUUCGCUUAGGUUGUGCAUGCAGCAUCAAAGACAAGGAGAAGAACACAGCGCUUCAUCUAGCAGCCAAGAAUGGUCAUGCAGAGGUGCUGCAGAAGCUUAUAGAUGUAGGAAUGAACCUUGAUGAGAAGAAUACGGAAGGGCUGAGCGCCCUGCACUUGGCUGCUGAAAAUGGUCAUCAUGACUGCAUGAAGCUGCUCCUGGAAGCCGGCUGUGAUGUCAACAUCCAAACUCAGAAAAAGAUGACCUGCCUUCAUUAUGCUGCACAAAAUGGCUAUGAGCUCAUGACCAGGAUCCUUAUUGAUGCAGGAAUUCACACAGAUACACUGAAUUACCAAAAUGCAUCAGCUAUGCACAUUGCGGUGCUACAGAAUCACCCAGCCAUCGUUAAACUCCUAAUUGAUGCUGAAUGUGACCUGGAUAUCCCUGAUAAUAGGCAGCAGAGCCCACUGCAUAUAGCUGCAGAGCAUGGGAGACAGGACAUUGCUGAGAUGAUUCUUAUCGCUGGGGUGAACUUAAAACUAACAGACAAGCAAGGUAAAACAUCCCUAGAUAUUGCUGCCCGUGGCAACCACAUCAACUUGGCUGACAUGAUCAUCAAAGCAGAUAGGUUUUACAAAUGGGAAAAGGAUAAUCUGAACAGCGAUUCUGACUCCUGGGUAGCCAAGCACUUAACCUUCAAGCAGGACCACCGGAUGGAGACGCAGCACAUCCGCUCCGUCAUGUGGAGGCUUGCGACAAAAUACCUCAAACCCAACGAGUGGAAGAAGCUGGCACAUUACUGGAAAUUCACCGAGGCUCAUAUCAGAGCCAUUGAGCACCAGUGGGCAGGCAGCAAAAGCUACAGAGAACACGGUCAUAGGAUGUUGCUCAUUUGGCUCCAUAGCGUGAUUAUGGCAGGGGAAAACCCAGUCAAAGGACUGUAUGAAGGCCUGGUGGGCAUCGGAAGAAGAGACUUGGCAGAAAGCAUCAGGAAACAGGCAAAUGCAGACUCCACCUCACCGAGGAAGUGCACCGCGAUGUGAUACCAGUAAGAGCACAGAAAACCCCGUUUUUGCUGCUUCAGAAGUUUCAUGCUGGAGCCACAGCAAACAAAAUGGACAAUUUUGAACUGUCGGUUGGAAGGUAUCCAUAAACUCUCUUUCCAAGGGCUUCUUGCCAUAACAAAUGGCAACCGUAUCCACUCAAGAUCAGGUAACAAUGCAAGUUGGUACAUCAACAGGCUCUGCUCACAGCAAUGCAUUCUUUAUAGUAAAGAGAAGGCACGAUUCUCAAAACAUGGGAGACCAGGAAGUGAAGUAUACACUGUAUUUUCCAGAUCUAAAACUAAGGUUACAAUCUCAAGUCCCAGGAGGUUUUGCCGCUUCAGGCAAAACUCCCCACUGCCGCUGCGCCUGCUCUGCCACCAAGGACAUGCCACACCCAAUCCCUCUCCGUAGCUGUACCCUGCCUGUGACAGAGGAGGUGGGUUUGUGGCAACCGUGGAGGCAGGGACACCUCCAUGUAGGAGGCAGCAAUGGUGAACAGCACACUAUUCGAGCUCAGAUAGGCCAUCAGAGGCAACUGUCUUCAUGGCUGGGCCAGCCCUGCUUGAGUAACCCUCAUUAAAUCAAUAUAAAUUACCGAUCAGCAAAUGCUGUUAAGAGUGUAAUGGGACAUGCAUAACAAUGUUUCUCAGCUGGAAAAUCUCACUGUGAAAUAAGAAAUCUCUGCAAUUCUCCCAGUUUUUCUAAUUGCGCCUCCAUUGUGGUAGGGGCAGCUAUGAUUGCAGGGAAAAACUGAUUUAAGUUUCACUAGAGAAAGACGGCAUCUCAUGUUUCACCAGUGGAGACUGCACGGAGAGACACACCUAGAAUCCUGCUCUCGUGCCAGUCAGGUGCUAGCGAGCCACGUUUAUUUCUCAGUGUAAGCUGUUUACAUUUCUCCCAUGCAGGCAUAAUUUUUUUUAAAGCAGGAAUUUUAUGAAGAAGCCCCACCCACCCACCCUCGGACCUCACUGUGCAAGAAAGCCAAGCGCAACAUUGGGCCAGAGUUAAGUGUUUGUUAGUUCCACAGACUCAAAGAGACAGAAUUAGAUGCAUGCUUACUUUGGGUUGGACUGUGGCCUAGGUUAGCAGAAAAUCUUUUUCCAGUCUGAGGACUAUAUUCCCUCCUGGACAACCUCAAGGGACCCUUUUGCCAGGGGCAGGCAGGGCCAGAAGUGAAAACCAGCUGGAGGCCCAAGUGUGACACUAGGGUUGCCCUAUUUCAAAAAGAGAAAAUCCAGAAACAAAAGCUGUAAAGCAUUUUUUUGCGGCAAAGUUAUUGAGCUAUCCAGGGUUUCAACGGGGUCUCUCCUCUUCUCCACCCUGGAGAUUGAACCCCAGACCUUCUGCAGGCAAGACAGGUGCUCUAGCAAAGGUCCUUCUGCUGAAGAAAACACAUCUUUUCCUUUAACUCUUACGGAGUAUUUGUGUGUCUGAAAGCAUGGUGCAGAUAGAUGCCCCAACUGCAUGCUUCUCAAGCACAAGAAUGCACUUUGAGUAUUACAGCAGAAGACAAAUCAGCCAUUUAUUUUAUGUUCUGCGUGAAGCAGAUUUCAUAUGAACUUGGAUGGAGCAUGAGACUUCAGUGCCUAAUGAGCAGUGGGCAGCUACCUCAUGCUUUUUGCACCAUGUUUCCCUCCCACCCCCCAAAGGAGUAGCUUGACUUAGCCCAUGUGAAAUAUACUAGGGUCAACUUGAUUUAGAACUGCAUACUAAGAACCAAAGCCAAUACUUUGGUAAUCCAUGCUUAACUUCUUGUUUUCAUACACCUUAGAGCAGAAGUGGAACUUUGUAGGCCCACCCAGAAGUUGAUGGACUCCAACUCCCAUCGUCCUUGACCCACUGGGCUGUGCUGGCUGAUGUGAGUUGAAGUCCAACAAAAUCAGGAAGGCCACAGGUUCCCUAACUUUUGCCUUUGAGCUAUGCAUACGGAAAGAAAGCUGGAUAGCCAAACUCUCCUCCUCAGCAUAUCAACAGCUACAAGUUCACUGAAAGGAGGAGUUAUCAGCUUCAAAUCAAGUGAUUCUAUGCAGGCAGGGCCAACCAAGGCCUGGGGUUCAUUCCAGUCAACACAGAUAGGAUGGUUGUAUUUACCAACAGUAUACUUUUCUUAAACUUGUCAUGAAGUUUUGUAUUUUUAAAAAAGUGCAAGCAUAACAUCUGGUUUUCAAAUAAACUUAUUUUUCCCCUUAA